AUAUAUAAAGGCCCUUCUUUUUUUCAUUUCUUUUUCUUUUCAUUAUAAUUAUAACAAUGAAUACAGCAUACAACCAGCCCUAUUAUUAUAACAAAGCUCAACUCAAGCCUUCCUCUGCUUGUUUAAUGAAUUAUCCACUUCACCCAGAUUUUUUAGCCAACUACAUCAUCGGAGAAGAACUAGGAGCGGGUGGAUAUGGGUUUGUUGUGUCUGCACGCGAAAGAAAGACAGGCAUUGAACGAGCUGUAAAGUUCAUCUAUCGUCAUAUGGUUCCAUCUCACAGUUGGGUCAAGGACAACACCCUGGGCCAUAUCCCAAUGGAAAUUUAUAUUUUAAAAAAUAUUCGCCAUCCCAACAUCAUUGGCUAUGUUGAUUCUUAUCAAGAUCGUUGCUUUUGUUAUCUCGUCAUGGAAUUACACGGCACACAAUGGACAGGCAGCCCAGACAACAACAACUUUCCUCGAUCACCUGCACUCUCAGAAACAUCUCAAAGCACUUGUUCUUCUUUUCUUGAUUCACUUAUUGAAGAAUACUUGCCUGAACCACCCAUGAUCAAGAGACGUACCUCCUGUGAUCUCUUUGAAUGCAUCGAAAAGCAUAAUUAUUUCCAAGAACCCUUGGCUAAAAUGAUCUUUCAACAAAUCGCAUCAUGCGUUGCCUAUCUUGACAUACUUGGUAUCUGUCAUCGUGAUAUUAAGGAUGAAAAUAUUGUGAUUGACGAUCAAUAUCAGGUAAAGCUUAUUGACUUUGGUGCUGCUGUUGUUUUACCUCGUCACUAUGGUGAUCAUACAAAAUAUCUAAUGACACAGUUUCACGGUACUGUCAGUUUCGCAUCUCCUGAAAUCCUUAUGGGUAGACCCUAUAAAGCGGAGUCAGCAGAGGUUUGGUCACUUGGUGUUCUCUUGUAUACCAUUCUAUUUGGUGAAAUUCCUUUUCAUGACACAAAAAUGGCAAUUGCAGGUCGAUUUGCUCAGCCAAAGGUUGAAGUAUCACCAACAUGUCUCAACUUGAUUUCAUGGAUGUUACAGCGAUCUCCAGAACAUCGACCUACCAUCCAUCAAGUCCUGAUGCACCCUUGGUUCUCUGAGUUCUAAUUGUCACUUUAUAUAUCAUCAUUUUCAUCUAUUCAUAAUCACUCCUCAUUGUUCUUUCUAUGCUCAUCUUUUUAAUUACCCCUUUUUUAAUUUUCUUUAUUUAAUCCCAUAUGCGCGAGCGCACAAACAUUUUCUCAAGCACAUUACAUAAUUUUGCAUGGUACCUUAUUUUUAAGCCCUUUUUUCCCAAAACUUAUGAUUUACGAUAUAUUUAUAUGUUCUCUUUAAUUUUC
Molecule: messenger RNA, 1327 nt
Organism: Rhizopus microsporus ATCC 52813
Lineage: Eukaryota; Fungi; Mucoromycota; Mucoromycetes; Mucorales; Rhizopodaceae
Product: kinase-like protein
Exons: 2
Coding region: 57-1094 (345 amino acids)
Biological process (GO): intracellular signal transduction; negative regulation of apoptotic process; protein phosphorylation
Cellular component (GO): cytosol; nucleus; cytoplasm
Molecular function (GO): ATP binding; protein serine/threonine kinase activity
Source: RefSeq, a predicted model, not a curated record